This is a messenger RNA of Amphiprion ocellaris (clown anemonefish), 9012 nucleotides long. Its product is annotated as VPS10 domain-containing receptor SorCS1. The transcript is spliced from 25 exons. Gene Ontology annotation, biological process: post-Golgi vesicle-mediated transport. Bases 1473 to 4346 code for a protein of 957 amino acids. Gene Ontology annotation, molecular function: protein binding. Gene Ontology annotation, cellular component: Golgi apparatus; membrane. Lineage: Eukaryota; Metazoa; Chordata; Actinopteri; Pomacentridae. The record is from RefSeq and is a predicted model, not a curated record.
CCACUGACCGACACCACCGAGAGCCUACUUUGGAUACUUUUCCUUGACUUUGACUACUCCCUUGACUUAUUGACUUGAAUUUUGAUUGGAUCCAUAACGGACCAGUCCCACAGGAAUACUUCAAAUGGACAUUUUAGUUUUUUUUUUUCUCAGUUUAUUGGGCCCAUAGGUAUUGUACUGUAAUUUUGUUGUGCGCUGUUUAGUUUUCUAAAACUAAAAGUAAACAAUAACAACAUAUACCUUUAUCCAGUGGUUGUUGCUGUUACUCGUAGCUCCUACAAACCUAGGUAGCGACGUGUACAUACUCAGAAGUGGGUUACACACAGGUUUCAUGAACAGGGAACUAUAGACACCAACACUGUUUAUUUCUGCUGUAAGGUUGGACAUUUUAACAUGGAGGUUUAUGGGGGUUGACUCAGUUUUGGAGCCAUUAGUGGACUUUUAAGGAACUGCAAUUUUUUCACUUAAUUUUUAAGACAUUGCUGCUUGUUCCUACUGCUGAGAACCCCAGAAUGCGACACAAUGCUCAUGAUGUCAUUGUGUGUUUGAGGUUAGGAUUCAUCUUGCACAGAAAUAAUACGUCUGAAGCAAAUCUAACUGUGAUCUAUUCAAUAUUUGUUGAGAUAUUUCACCCUGGUGUGUAGUGUAGUCGCCCUGACAGCUUAUUUUUGGAUUUAUGGGGAGUUAGGAGACAAGGAGGUGGAGCUGGGAGAGGCCAUGGACUGUCCUAUGUUGGUACCUACCAAUCACUCAGAACAGCCACGCCUUUAAUUAAGCACAACUUUCAGCCUGAGUACAAGUUAAAUGGGUGAGCUGUGUAGAAAUUUACCCACAAUGCAACUGUCACAAAUAGGAAAAUUAUCUAUAGAGACCAAAACAGUUUUCCUGUCAGCCUGUAAACAUGUUAAUUAUCACUAUAAAUCUACAAGGAAGUCUAUGGGGAUUGACUCACUUUAAAUAUCAGCUUCUAGUGCACAUUUGAAGAACUGCAGUUUUUUCUUAUCGCAGUUUAUAAGAUACUGCUGCUUGUUCCUACUGCUGAGACUCCACAUCAGUCCCAUAAUGCUAUACAAUGCACAUGACGUCAUUGUGUGCGUGAGGUUACUAUUCAUCUUGCACAGAUGAUACGUCUGAACCAACCAAUCUAAUCUAAUUUCAGUCUAUCCAAUAUUUAUUGAGAUAUUUCCCCCCCGAUGGAAGCAUUACUCUGACAGAUAGAUGGAUAGAUAGCAUUACUCUACUGCUAACGAGGCUAAAAUUAAAUAGAAAUAAAAAUAAUGCAGAGAAACAGACAUGGAGCUGCAGCUUUCUCGCUCUGAAACACUCACAAAAACCCUGUUCUUCCUCCCACAUCCACCCCAACAAAUUCACGUGUGCAGCAGAAAAUGCAGGUUCGUCACCCCCGGCGUGGAGCCAUGUGACCGAAGCUGGUGGCAAACAAAAGCCCCUCUCUUCAGCCAGCGGUGGAGAUCAUGCUGCUGACUGACCCCGAGGUGGAGAACAGCCUCCUGAUUAGCUCCGAUGAAGGCGCCACCUACCAGAAGUACCGGCUGAACUUCUACAUCCUCAGCCUGCUCUUUCACCCCGAGCAGGAGGACUGGAUCCUGGCCUACAGCCACGAGCAGAAGCUCUACAGUUCGGUGGAGUUUGGUCGAAGGUGGCAGCUGGUCCAUGAGAGAGUCGCCCCGAAUCGCUUCUACUGGUCGAAAAUGGGUUUGGACAAAGAGCCGGGCUUAAUUCACCUGGAAACCAGCAUCUCUGAAGGACCAGAGGCACUUUAUGUCACCUGCAAGCUACAGAACUGCACAGAUGCCAACAAGGGCAAACCAUUCCCCGGCUACAUUGACCCCAAUUCUCUGGUGGUGCAGGAUGAGUAUGUGUUUGUCCAGGUGUCGACGGCAGGGAGGACAAUCUACUAUGUGUCUGCUAAAAGAGACGUCUUCACCCCCAUGAAGCUGCCGAAGUACACACUGCCAAAGGACCUGCAGGUGAUCAGCACCGACGAGAACCGAGUGGUGGCGGCUGUUCAAGAGUGGAACCAGAACGAAACCUACAACCUUUACGUGUCCGACACGUCUGGGGUUUUCUACACUCUGGCUCUGGAGAACGUGGUCAGCAGCAUGGGCCUGGAGGGGAACGUCAUGGUGGACCUGUACGAGGUAGCGGGAAUAAAAGGGAUGUUCCUGGCCAACAAGAAGACGGACAACCAGGUGAAGACGCACAUCACCUACAACAGAGGCAGAGACUGGAGGUUACUGGAGGCUCCGAGCAAAGACCUGCGAGGCAGCAGCAUCCACUGUGUGCUGCCGUACUGUUCGUUGCAUCUCCAUCUCCACGUGUCUGCGAACCCCUACACAUCCGGAAACAUCGCCAGCAGGGACUCGGCGCCGGGGAUCAUCGUCGCAUCAGGUUCAAUCGGUGCUGAACUGACCACCACCAACGUGAGCGUGUUCAUCACCUCGGAUGCAGGAAACACGUGGAGACAGAUCUUCGAUGAGGAGUACGCAGUGCUGUAUCUCGAUCAAGGAGGAGCUUUAGUCGCUAUAAGACACACUCCGCUUCCCAUCCGACACCUGUGGUUGAGCUUUGAUGAAGGACGGCAGUGGAACAAGUACAGCUUCACCAACUCACCUCUGUUCGUGGACGGCGUGCUGGGAGAGCCAGGCGAGGAGACGCUCAUCAUGACGAUAUUCGGCCACGUCAGUCAUCGCUCUGAGUGGCAGCUGGUGAAAAUAGACUUCAGGUCCAUCUUCAACAGGAGGUGCACAGAGGCGGAUUAUCAGACGUGGCACCUACACAACCAGGGUGAGCCGUGCCUCAUGGGAAUCAAGCGGAUCUACAGGAAGCUGAAACCAACGUCCAGGUGCGUUAUGGGAAAGACGUACUUGGUGACGAUGACUUCGGGCCCCUGCGACUGCACAGAGGCGGACUUUGAGUGUGAUUAUGGCUUCGAGAGACGUACCGACGGGAAGUGCACGCCGGCCUUCUGGUUCCAUCCAUCAUCCGUGUCCAGGAGCUGCACCACAGGGAUGACUUUCCUCAACAGCACCGGCUACAGGAAAGUGGUUUCGAAUAACUGCACGGCUGGGGUGAGCUCCGAGUACACAGCCAGGAGGCAGCAGUGUCCCGUCCAGGCACCCAGAGGCCUCCACCUGGUCACUAGCGAGGGCACGCUGACGGCUACGCUGGGCACCAACGUCACCUUCCUGGUGUUUCUGGAGGAGGGCGAUGGUGCGAGGACCAGCAUCACCCUGGACUUUGGCGACGGCCACGCUCUGACUUAUUCCAACGUAAGCUCCAUCGAGGAUGGCAUCAAGCACAUCUACAAAGCCGUGGGGAUCUACCGGGUGACGGCCACCGGGGAGAACAGCCUUGGCUCGGAGACCGCCACGCUCUACCUGCACGUCACCUGUCAGCUGGAGUAUAUCCAUCUCUCAGCUCCCUUUGUGGCGGUGAGGAACAAGGAAGUGAACCUGACGGCUGUUCUGUGGCCCAGCCAAGUGGGAACGGUCACCUACAUCUGGUGGAUUGGAAAUAACACUGAGCAGCCGGUCAUCACUCUGGAGGGAAGCGUGGCGUGUACGUUCUCCCGGGAAGGCGUCAGCAGCGUCACCGUGCAGGUGUCAGCAGGGAAUACCAUCCUGCAGGACAGAAAAACCAUCGCCGUCCACGAAUAUUUCCGAUCUCAUCUUCUUGCCUUUUCAUCAAACCUGGACGAACACAACCCCGACGUGGCAGAGUGGCGCCUGGACGUGAGCCGAGUCAUCAGGAGCUCUCUGAUCCAGGCGACGGGCGUCAGGGAGGAUCAGCUGCUGGUCACCGUCCUUCCUGGUUUACCGACCGCCGCCGAGUUCUUCCUGCUGCCUGACAAGCAGCUGACGGAGGGCAAACCGGAGAAAAGCGCUGCUCAUUUAGAUCAGCUUUCUGAGGUUCUGCUGAGCGCCUUAAACCAGAACUUGGUCCAGUUCACGUUGCGGCCGGGCGUCCAGGUCACCGUGUACGCAGCUCACCUGUCCGCAGCGCCCCUAGUGGACACCAGCGAGAACCACAGCGGCUCUGCAAUGCUAAUGCUGCUAUCAGUAGUGGUUGUGGGUUUAGCUGUGUUUGUCAUCUACAAAUUCAAGAGGAAGAUCCCAGGCCUCAACGUCUAUGCGCAGAUGCAGAACGAAAAAGAACAAGAAAUGAUGAGUCCAGCUAAUCCCCCAGAGGCCACGCCCAGCUCACAGCAGGACUUGGUGCAUUCUUUGGAGAUUCUGGACACAGAGUUGAACUCACGGCCCAUCGGAUGUAUGAAACCUCAUGUACAUGUGAAAUUCUCCACAGAACUCCCCACGUACAUCGUCUGAACACUGGACUCUGAACUCCAGCUGUGUCAUGGAUAUUUUUUUAGCAUUCGGGACACAAUGGUUUUGAGCUUUAUACCUGUGCAUGUUGGACCCUGCUGACACAUACUACUGUGCUCUGUUCAAACCAGAAGAAACUGUGUACAGGUUUUCAGCUUUUCUUUUAACAUUAGUCCGAUAAAUUCAACAUUUUAAAAGUUCCAUUUAUUUAUACGAGACGGAGAAGCGUCACUACGGCAGCAUGAAGUGUAGAAAGAGGGAAAACAUGUAAUUAGCAGCAACGUUUUGGAUUUGCUUACAUAUCUGAGAUUGGUUUGCUGUUCUACGAAGCUAACAGCUGUAGUGUAUUAUUUAUUCAUAUGAAUAUACUUUUAUGAAGUAUGUUAUUGAAGUGAAUUACACAUUUAUUUUGUAAAUCAUGAAUGUCUAUGUUAGAAAUUUGUGUAUUUUAAUAACAAAUAUCAUACUAAAAAGAGAAGCUGUUAUAAAAUAUGAAUAGGGUACUUCAAAGCUUUUGGUCCAUUGUCUGUUGGAAAGCUAAUUUAUGGCACAAUAAUACACAUUUUCUACAGAAAUAUUUCUUUUUUUUCUGAUUUUAAUUUCUUAACAACACGACAGGGUUUUGUUUUUUCUGGGUUAAGUUGAACUUUGCUGUUAAUCUAAUGCUUCUGGUACUAUUUAUGAUAAAUACCAGUUUGUAAAAUGUUUUGUGCUUCAGAAAAAAACCAACAAAAAAAACACUUGACGGCUACAGAGGUGCAGCUGCACCCUCAGACUGCAAGUGAUCCCCAAGACUCACCUUUUAGACAUAGAAGAAGAUACAGCAGGGGAGGUGAUGGCAAAGAAAAGCGAUCCAAAGGCAGCAGCUUAUCCAGGCUCAGUUUUAAGGUUGCAGUGAGAUCCUCUGAAUGGAAAGCAGCAAGAAAGAGCCAGACGGAGAGAGAAAGAGGUUCGUGGAGCUUGUUGGGGAUGCAUUAGGAGCACUGUAUCUGACGGAAUAAGAAGAGGUUGACUUCUUGAAUACUUAAUGCAGCCUGUCGAGCUCAAGGCCGGCUAAGGUUGGCGACACGUUCAGGCUAAUGUCCCGGAUCGCUCAUUAUAUCUGGAUGUAGCAGCAGGAGAAACAGAGCGGAUGCUAGCAGGCUGCACGGGUGGUUUAGCUUGUUGGAGGCCUCCGGUUCUCUAAAUCUGACACAUGGAAACGCUUGAUUGAUGCCUUUCAAAUCUUCUUUCCGGAUUUGUUUUGUUUUUUUGUUUUUUUUUUACUUUUUACUUUGCAGAGAUGUUGAAAUACAAUAUAGAGGAAGUUCUCUUUUGGAUCAUCUUCUCUACUUAGGUGCAGCUUUGUAGAAAUAGUCGAUACGUUUACAUUGAGGUGCAACAACCACCGACUGCUUCAUUAUAAUUAAGAGAAAGUUGAGAAUGUGCUAAAGACUGUGCUAAAGGUUCUAACUGUUCUGGUUAUUCAGGAGAACUAGAAACUACUAAGUGAAAAAAAAUGGUGAAUGGAGUGUUGGAGUUAUUUACUAAGAACCUGCUGAAGGCUCAAGUUUAGUCUUUACCUGCCCAGCUAGAAGAGAACGUUCCCACAACAUUGAGUGACAUAACUACACGUUCUAAUAAUUUAUUUAAGAAAAUGUUUUAAUCAAAUGUACAAAGGAAAAUAUUUUAAUUUCCAGUAAUGUUACUGUAAAGUUAAUAAAAUGUUUUAGUGUCAACCUUCAGAGGAUGUUGUCAAGAAUACAGAUUACGUUGUCUGAAAUCGAAGGAGGAAUGUUGUCAAACCACCGUUCAAAAGAUGUUUUCCAGAUGUUAUCGAGGCCUCAGAGGACAAUGUGUUUUAUACAAAACGUCUUAUAAUGUAACAUUUCUGUAAUAUGUUAAAGGUUGGACGGUUAGUAUUUUUGUUGAGGGAACACAUUAUAGAACGUUCUGCUGUAAGAUGUUCAGAAGGAUGUUCUCAAUACAACGUUCAGAAAACGUGACGAUGUUGUCAAGGCCUCAGAUGACAGAAUGUUUUUUCUAUAUUACAUUCCUGUAAUGUGGUACAUUAAAGGUAGAACAUUUUGCCUUUUUGUUGAGGUAACACAUAUAGAACAUUCUUUUAUAAAACAUUCUCCCAGUGUUUCAUGAUAGCAAGAAAGAAGGUUCUCACACAAACAUGACAAAAACAUUUUCAAGAAGACCACAAUGACAGAAUGUUCUUUAUAAGACGUUCCUAUACUGCGAUAAAUAUUAACAAAGGUGGAACAUUGUGGUUGCAAUAUUUUGAGGACAUUUUGGGGAUGCUUUUGAAGGAACAUGAUAUAGAAUCUAUAAAAUGUUCCCACAACAUUCCACAGUGAUAUAGGAUCACAAAGGAAGAAUGUUUUUAGUGCAACAUUACAUUUUGAGAAUGUUAGGACUUAUUGCUUUAAAUGUCUUUAGUUACCCUACCUUUAAGAACAACUUUCUGAGAACUAAAAGAAAACUGAAAACAUUAGAAGAACUUUGCAGAAACCUACUGCCUAUUAUUGUGUAGGUUCUGUUAGUGAUACAGCUCGAGCCAUUUGGGCAUUGUUCUUUGUGGAUAUCCUGGCAGCAGAUCGUUAAGGUCCCCUAGAAGUGGGGCUUCCAUGGAUUGGGAUCAACACUUACCUAUAGAUUGAGAUCUUAGGAGUGUGAUUGUUCACGCCUUGGGCUCUUGGUCAUGUUCCUCCAAAUGUUCUUCAGAAGUUUUUGUGGUGCACUGAGGUAGAGUAUCCUAUUAGGGAACACUGCUGUCAUGUAGAGGUGGUCUAGUUUCAUGUUGUUUCCCCCCCAUGUUCAUCAGUGAGGUUUGACCAUCCAUGACUCUGUCUCUGGUUCACCCCAUCGUUCUUUGGACCACUUUUGGUUAUAGCACCAUACCAGGAACAGUCCACAACACUUUGUGGUUGCUCUGAUCCAAUCUUCUACCAUCACAGUUGUUAAUGUCUGUCGGAACUUCACAUUGCACAUUUUUCCUGCUUCCAACAUCAACUAACUGAUUUGUCACCUGCUGUUUCAUAUAAUGAGCCUAGAUAUUCUGUUGUGUUCGCUUUAAAUGUCUGUGAUUUCAGUCUUAUGGCUGAUUGUUUCUGUUAUGCAUACACAGUGAAAAAAGUCAACGUUAUCCAAAACUAAUUAAACCAAACAUUAAAUACUAACUAAUAUGCUAAGAGAAAUUCAGAGAAUCCACAUCCCAUUGGUGUCCAGUGGUUAUCAGAUGGCUACUUCUGGCUCUGGAGGCUAUUUGCUGCAAGUGUUAAUAUGUUCAUAGAGACAAGCAGGAAGCUGGAAGGUCUGACCUGAUUUUUGCAACUUCAAUUUGUUGCCUAGAUUUCUCUUUUCCAGUGUGACACAGACCAGACAGAAGCUGUUUAUGUGCUUCAUUUAUGGAAAACAGGAUGCUGGCAGAUCCUGAUGGUGUGUUCACACAGAUAAGAAAGAGACUGAAGUUUGGAGGCAUGUUUGGCAUUAAUGUGCACAUUUAUCUCCAACUGGGCAGUUUAUUUUAAACGCAAUGCUGCACAACACACAAGCAGUGUGUUUCUUUGCUAUUCUUGUUGUUUUAGCAGAGAAAGCAGCUUUUCUGUCUGUUUUUGGAGGAACUUUUUAGUCGCUGAGGGGAGCAGACACAAGUGCUUCAGUUUAAUGAGUGAAUCAAAAUGAGCAUGUUGGUUGUUUCCAGGUUGUUGCUCCCUCUUGUCUGAAGACAUUUGCAUCACAGUGAACCUUUGUUAACUUCCCCACUUUCCGUUGUCUGUGGAGUUUCGAGUUGCUGUGGGCUGCACCUGCAUGAUUUUUGAGAUUUUCUAUUGUGUUUUAAUCCAUAAACAGGGAAAUAAUGACAUCAAGACAUGGACGCAGAGAUGUUUAGAUUCAGCUGUCAUGAAUCUGUUGCAGGAAAAGAGUUUAUAUUUCAAAAGCUGCAUGCAAACAUGGUUUUGGUAACAGUUCAGCUUCAUUUGCGUUGUGGCUGUUCCAUCUGGGCAGAAAUAGCUGUUUAUGUUGUCCCAGUGCAUUGUGUUUGUGGAUAAUUUAGCAUUCUGGUGGUUGGAUUUUUGACUAUGGAACUUUUAAAUUGGAUUCCUGAUGCUUACGGACGAAGAGUUUCCUUUUCAGGUUUUGCAAAGUGAGAAUGUUGAGAUAGUUGUAGGUUUUGAAGAUGGAUCCUCGUCUCUUUCUGUCUGGCUCUGACUUUCAUAGCUUGAGGUACAGUACAGCAGCCUGUGGCCACAGAAACAGCACUAAUCUUAACUAUAACCCCAGAGAACAGGGAGCAAAUCCAGCCAGAUAAGAUGAGGAGGUCUAUCAUAAUAGAAGCACCUUUGUGGACACGUCAAACAGACCAGAAGUUGUGAUAACAAGAAGGAUCUCCUGGUCAGGACGAGCCGUGAUGUGACACCCGAAGGAUCAAAUUGUAAACUAGCUUCGAGCUCCACUCCCUCCCUCUCUCUAUCUCCUCCUCCCUCCGCAGAAUUAGCAAGAUUAUUAUUUUUGUAGAGAAAUAUUAAUAAUAAUAAAAAAAGAGUUUUAUUACUGUACAGCUUUUGUAUAAGAACAGACGGUAAGGUGUUACAGUGUUUUUGUUCGACCUCAACUGUGCUGUGUGUAAUUGUUUUAUGCAUUUACAAUCAUAUUUAUUAAAUGGAAAGAAGUCUGUUAA